CCUCGAAUUAAAUGUGAUACCAAAAACACAAGUCUGUGGGGUUUACCCUCUGUGGUCCACAAAUCCCAGGAGGACUUUUGUCCUCCAGCUCCCAACAUUGUGUUGGUUAACCCAUCCUCCAAAUCUCAUGUUUCAAUCUUCAUCCUUCCUGGAAAUUAUCCCCUCUCAGAUGAUGUUCAGAAGAAACUAGACCACCACCUUCGAAAGAAGCAUAUCCAACACUUGUGGGGCCUGCCCUGCAGAGUCUAUGCAUCCCUGUCACUGAUGCAUCCUCUGGAAAAAAUUCCUGAGACCUCUGAGUCAAAGAGCAGUUGUGGCCUCUCAAGAAAGUCUUUGGAAAAGAGACAGAGCACCAAAGAUAUAAAUAAGGGGAGCUUGAGCCAACCCAGAAACCUUCAUGAACUGAGCUCAGGAAUGCUUCCUCUAAAGAUGGGAGUGAGGAAGGCACAGAGAGAUGGUACCAAGAUUGAGCAAAAUCGUCAUGUGCUGAGUGACCAACAUAAUGUUCUGGGGUCUUCCUCAAGGAAGGACCUAGAAUGUCACUUGCAGAGUCCAUCAGGUGGAACUCCAAGUACCUCAAUGAUGAAUCCAAUUCAGAAACAACUUGAAAAUGCUUUGAACUCCCACCUGAGCAAGAAGUUUCAGGAAAUCAAUGAGGGUCAGAUUCCUGACACUGUGCAUAGGUCAUGGCAUUCUAUCAAGUUGGCAUUGCCUGUAAGUGAGAAAUACACCAGACAAACGAGUCACAAACCUUUGGCACCAACCAGGACAGACAGCUCUGUCAAUUCUACCCAGGCUAUUUCCUUCCUGGAUGCUGGCAAGAAGAGGAUGAUGGAAUACCACAUUAAACUGUUUCAUAAGAGGUUGAUAUAUGGCCUUUAAACAGGGUUCAGGAAUCC
Ictidomys tridecemlineatus (thirteen-lined ground squirrel) is the source of this 899-nucleotide messenger RNA. NCBI's taxonomy places the organism in Eukaryota, Metazoa, Chordata, Mammalia, Rodentia, Sciuridae. The record is from RefSeq and is a predicted model, not a curated record.